Oncorhynchus gorbuscha (pink salmon) is the source of this 5370-nucleotide messenger RNA. Its product is annotated as ral guanine nucleotide dissociation stimulator-like. Gene Ontology annotation, biological process: Ras protein signal transduction; positive regulation of GTPase activity. The transcript has 19 exons. Gene Ontology annotation, cellular component: plasma membrane. Lineage: Eukaryota; Metazoa; Chordata; Actinopteri; Salmoniformes; Salmonidae. The record is from RefSeq and is a predicted model, not a curated record. Bases 177 to 2756 code for a protein of 859 amino acids. Gene Ontology annotation, molecular function: guanyl-nucleotide exchange factor activity.
UCCUUCCAGUCUGCAGUGGUGGUGUUUCUGUCAGCAGCAGCCCGAAGUUCCCGUUUGUUUGUGUGUGUGUAUGUCAUUGAUGCAGAGUGAGAGUUAAAGCGAAAGGGAGAGUAGCGAUCUGUUGCUACAGGAGCCUCUACCCUCUGUGUUCUGUCUCUGGGAGUGAAAUUAGCAGCAUGGAGACCAAGUCCCUCUCCAGCUUUCACAAAGCCCUGGCUCAGCCAGUCAAGAUGUGUAUGUUUGAUUUCCCUGUAAACAUACUGGAUGAUCUGUGUUAUCUCCUGGUUCUGAGGGAAGCAGUGAUGUGGGCUCAGUGGACCUGUGGACUGCUGAGGAGUGGAGGCUGCUGUAGGACUCAGUCUAUGUGCCAGGCUGCCUUCAUUACUGUGAGACACAGAGAGGUAGACACACAGAACUCGACACAGGAGAUCGGAGAGGAGGUCGAAGAGGGGGCAGUCUUCACCAUCACCCUGAGGAAGGUACAGUUGCACCAGUCGGCCAGUAAGGGACAGCGAUGGCUGGGAGUGGAGACAGACUCUGCUCUCAGCCUGUAUGAGACAUGUAAAAUACGCACCAUAAAGGCUGGUACGCUGGAGAGGCUGGUGGAAUACAUGGUGUCUGCGUUCAGGGGCAAGGACUCCACCUACGUCACCAUCUUCCUCUGCACAUACCGCUCCUUCGCCACCACCAAGCAGGUGCUGGACCUCCUACUCAACAGGUAUGCCAAUCUACAGAACCAACCUGUGAUAGAUAUACACAGACACACUCAGGAUGACAGCACAGAGCUCAGAAACACUGUGUCAUCCAUCCUGGGGGCGUGGCUGGACCAGUACUCAGAGGACUUCUGGAGCCCUCCACAGUAUAGCUGUCUACACCACCUGAUGUCCUACCUGCACCACCACUUCCCUGGCUCUGACCUGGAGCGCCGCGCACGCAACCUGCUGGCCCUCUUGCACCGCAGGCAGCAGUGUGAGCCCGACCUCGACGUGGAGCACAUUGGCUGUCCCUUCGCCAUGCAGGAAGAGAGUGGCUUUGAAGACGAACUAACUGCCCUGAACUUUUUGUCCUUUGACCCCAUCAUGGUUGCCGAGCAGUUCACACUCAUGGAUGCGGAUCUGUUCAAGAAGGUGGUCCCCUACCACUGCCUGGGGGGCAUCUGGUCCCAGCGGGAUAAGAAGGGGAAGGAACACCUGGCCCCCACCAUUCGAGCCACAGUGGCCCAGUUCAACUGUGUCACCAACUGUGUCAUCACCACCUGCUUGAGCAACCCCUGUCUGAAACCCACCCAGCGAGCCAGACUGGUGGAGCGCUGGAUAGAGGUGGCCAGGGAAUGUCGUAUCCUCAAGAACUUCUCGUCCCUGCGAGCUAUCCUCUCUGCCCUGCAGUGUAACUCUCUCCACCGACUCAAGAGGACAUGGGAUGAGGUGUCCAGAGAGAAUUUCCGCACCUUCCGUGAGCUGUCAGAGAUCUUCUCAGAUGACAACAACUACUCUCUAAGCCGAGAGCUGCUGGUCAAGGAGGGCACCUCCAAAUUUGCCACACUGGAAAUCAACCCUAAACGAGCACAGAGGAGACACCAACAGCAGAGAGACUUGGGGGUGAUGCAGGGGACCAUUCCUUACCUGGGCACCUUCCUCACUGACCUGGUCAUGAUGGACACAGCUAUGAAAGACUACACAGAGAGUGGACUCAUCAACUUUGAGAAGCGCCGAAAGGAGUUUGAGGUGAUAGCUCAGAUUAAGCUGCUGCAGCUGGCAUCCAACAACUACAGUUUCACCCAGGACAGCUUCUUCAGGGAGUGGUUCUCAGGAGUGGAGAGACUCAGUGAGGCAGAGAGCUACACUCUGUCCUGUGAGAUUGAACCACUGUCAGAGUCAUUCUGCAAUACUAUCAGAGCCAAGAAAAACGUUGGCAUCAUGAAACGCUGGAGCGAUCGCCAGUUAACUGAGGCCAGCUGCAGCAGUGCAGGAAGCUCCCAUUCCAAGUUGUUUGACCAGUCCCACAUCAGACCAUACCAGAGAGGGGGAGGUGAUAGUGGGGACACCCUCAGCGUCACCUCAGCCGGCUCCAGUGGCUCUGACCUGGAGGAUGUCAACGCCAGCUUCCUGUCUGACUCACCAGAUGCCCACGAGAGAAAGACCUCUACAUCCUCAGUAAAACAUUCCGUCUCUGCUUUGGGGAAAGAAAGCCAGACUCCUGAUCCCAACUCCACGUUUUGGGAGUCCACCUCCCUGUCUUCUCUAGACACGUCAGGGAUGGGUUCGGGCUCCAGCAGCGCCUCGUCCUCCUCUGUGUCCUCCACCACUCCUCUCCCAGGUGCCUCCCGCUCCCACAAGCGCUCCGUCUCAGCCGUGUCCUGCUACUCUACACUCUCCCUGCCCCUCUACAACCAGCAGGUGGAUGACUGCUGCAUCAUCAGAGUCAGCCUAGACGUGGACAACGGCAACAUGUACAAGAGCAUCCUGGUGACCAGUCAGGACAAGACACCAGCAGUCAUCAGUAAAGCCAUGGUGAAACACAACCUGGAGCGAGAGAAAACGGAGGACUAUGAGUUGAUGCAGAAAAUCUCUGAAGAAAAAGAGCUGCGGAUCCCAAACAAUGCCAACGUUUUCUACGCCAUGAACUCUACCGCCAACUAUGACUUUGUGCUGAAGAAAUGUGGCUUGUCCAAGAAAGGCCGGGCCAAGAGUGUAGCCAGCUCUACGCUGCCCCGCAUGAAGCAGAAGGGCCUAAAAAUCGCCAAAGGGAUCUUCUGAGGACGAGUAUCCCAGCUCUCUGUCAGUCUGAUGGAUUAAGGCCCUCUAAAUCCACCUAAGAUAAAGGAUCUAAGAACUACACUAGAGACGGGGCCCAGUGGAAAACAACAACAAAUCAUGUCUGCAUGCAUCACAAGCAGGCAGCAAAGCAGAAAAAGCAAUUACCGGUAUCAGACUGAUGUCUUCUUGGCUCAGGCCUUGAUGAAGGGGAGCUUAAGAAUGUGCUGUCCCUAACCCUUCGUGCCUAAGUUUGUGUCAGUGGUGUUUACAAAGGGAAUAUUAUAGAGAGUGUAUAGCGUACAUAUGGCCACGUUAUAAACUCUCUCUUACUGUGGUGAUUAGAGUGGUGUUGGUAAAUGUCGUACUGAGGAGCAUAGAGGAAGGCACAGAGAACAAUGGUGGCCAGAUUUUUUAAGCCAAGUUAGUCUCGUGAGAUAAAAUACUUUUUCAAGAGAGCCUGGACAAAGAGACCUGAUGUGCUAUCCUGGUGGGGUACUGUGAAUAGAUGGAAAGGUGGUCCAUUGUAAGUUUGAAGAGAUGAAUGCAGAUACUGCCAUAUUGAAUAUGGGUCAAGGUGUGUGAUCAUUUCAGAGAAAACAAGGUGUGAGGAGUGGACACUCUGUUAAGAGACAUACAUCUUGUUUCAUUGAAUUACAACCAGGACAAGGAAGAAUGACAUUGCAGUGGGGCUCGAUAUGCUCAAUAGAAACAUUUCAACAAUUAUGAAGGGUUGGUGUAAAACUAAAAAUAGAUAAACAGUGAGGAGUGAUAGAUAUUUACAAAAUACCCACACAGUAUAAUAUCAGCAUUACUUUGCAAUGGACCUUUAUGUUUGAUGAUGUUACCAUUACAGUUAGGCUAUUUGUUUGGUAUUCUUUACUUUGCUAUGCUGCUGCUAAAUGUACAUUUUAUAAAAGAUCAAUAAUUCACCUUAUUUUUUUACAAACUUUUUGGGGGUGAGGACAGGCAUGACGUUGGGACUCUCCGAUGAUGGCGUUGUAUUGAGUAUCAGUGAUUCAGGGGCUCCGAUGACAGCAUUUCAUACCACCCGUCCCUACUGGACUAUCUCUGUAUGGAAAACAAUGGUUUAUAUCUGUGUACUGACAGUGGGAUAGUGGUAUCAUGUAUAAUCUGUAACUGCCAAUGAUUCUCCUUAUGGCUGCCCAAUGCCUGCUCCAUGUAUGCAAGAGGAGGUAACAGUCCUCGCCUCACAACAAAAAGCAGUGCACUAACCCACACCAGCUUCUUCUUACUUACAAUCUUAAAGACAGAGAGAGAGUAAUGACACAAACUCUGAGAUCCUUACAAGCAUGCCAGUGGUUGUUUUAUGUCAUGGAAAGUACAGACAAAAAGUAGUUUGUCAUUUCACUGACAUUACAUGCCUUUAUUGCUCAGUGCUGCAUGCUGGUCCCAGCCCCUUUAAAUGGCCUUUUAAAACUGUCCUUUCCAUGAUGACCAUGAUAGAACCAUAGAGGUAGGGGAAAGCAAUAUGGUGGAAACUCCCCUGUGAUCGGUACUAUCCAGACCUCUUGUAUGCAUGUAUGCAUGGUGAGGAAGGGGCGGAGAAGAGGUAGUUCUUUUGGGACAUACAUAGCAUAAUGAUUGGUUGUCUCUGCUGUGCUUUGUCACUGUAAUUUGCUACUUACACUGUGAAUGGGUCUUGGCCGAUCACUCUGAUUGGCUCCCUUCAAUGCUGAACACUGUGAACACACACACAUUGGUCGAACCAAAUUGCUAUAACAUAUGAUUUGGUUUGCUGACACAUAAAAUACCCAUCUAGGCGUUGUAAGAUCUGUCAUGCAUCAGCAGCGUCUGAGCAGAGGAAUACGACCCUUCUCUCUCUGUCUCGCUCUCCAUUAUGACACAGUUAAAUAAGAAAAGUCAACCCUGACAGAGAAUGGAUAGAGGUGCAUGUAGUGGUAGAAAUGUGUUCAGGGCAUGGAGAAAAGGUGGCAACUGGUUUACCACUAUAUGUGCCAAAGAGAUGAGGGGUCUGUCACUCUCAAAAGACAAUGUUUGUUUAAUUUCUCUAUCACUUGAAUUUUCUAGGGGAGUUGACCAUUUCUGAGUGUUCUGAACACUACGACAACAUUCUAAGAACCUCAGAUACACUGUUCAAGCUUAGGUGGCAGUGCGGUUACUACUGGUUACCCUUGGAGAAACUGCACCACUUCCCUAAAUAGUAACAGUCCUUUGGUUAUUUUCAAAGAAUGGGAUCAGUAUAAUUUAUGCUUUACAUAAGUGGCUGUGUUUACUACCAUUUGACUGAUUGUUUUGUGGAGCUUGCUUUGCUUGACCUGGAAUGACUGGUCCUCUGCAGAUUUAUUUUGCCUUAUCUGUCGCCUUUACCAUUAUAACUGAGUUAAAACCUUUGUAUGUGUUUGCAGUGUCUUGUCUCUCAUGUUUUUCUAUUCCUAAUGAAUUAACAUCAUUUUGAGAUGUCAUACUAUAUGGAAUUGUCUUUGAUUAUGUCUUUGUUGACCUUUGUUGGCAUUAUUUAUUGGUUUGUACAGAAAGAUUUUGUUAUGCAUUGUAUAUUAUUUCCUCUCUUGUGUAAUUAUAGAUUAUUAUAUAUUCAUGUAAAUACAAAUAAACACUUAAGUUUACAAAAGUA